UUUAAAGGCAUUAAACAGCACAUCAAUGUACAUUUCAAUUAGACUAAAUAAUAAUGCUAUGAUUUUAUCGGUAGUAACUUUACUUAUUAACUUGAAUUAUUUCUUUCUUUUACUUCAUGUUAGGAAGAGUAUCUUUUUGCUCGAAAUAAAAAAUUGAUAUAGGAGUAAUAAUAUGGAUAGAGAUCAAAAACUGUUAGGGCAGAAAUUACACGUUUGAACUUUAUAGUUCAGUAUAGUUCAAAUAGAAAUUAUAUAGAAUUAUUUAAUAAUUUGUAUUCCACUGGAAUAAAAAUUUAAUUUCUGUCUUUAUCAAAUCUCUAUUUCAGAGUAUUUGUACGUAUGUACUUAUCGUCUGCUGUAUGAUCGAAUAUCGAAUAGGUAAUAAUCGUUGUUACUCGUUAUGUGAGAAAAAAUUAUGUAUAUUCACAACUAUGACUAUUGCAUUUUAGGCGUUUGGCCAUGGAUCGUUGCAUUAGGUUUUCGUAAUCCCCGAAACCCAGACAAACCACUAUGGAAGUGCGGAGGUUCCCUGAUAUCGGCUAGGCAUGUUUUGACCGCAGCACAUUGUGCACAUAUGGAUGGAAUAGAAAACAUACACAAUCAUAAUAUUGCCAUUCUUAGAUUGGUGGAGGAGGUGCCAUUUUCGAGGUACGUAUAUCCCAUUUGUACGAAAGAGCUCCUGCGAAAGAGCAACUUCGUCGGCUAUAACCCCCUUGUUGCUGGAUGGGGAGCAUUAAGAUAUAGACGACCACGACGUAAUGCAUUAAUGGAAGUACAAAUGCCAGUGAUUAAGAACGCCGAAUGCAAAAUAGCUUAUUCCAAAUUUCCUAAUGCACCUGAUGUCACUGAUGGUAUAAUAUGCGCCGAACGUGCUCAGGGUGGAAAGGAUUCUUGUACGGCUGACCGCGGCGGACCACUGCUGAUACAACAUGAAUUAACCUCGUAUUUAAUAGAUUAUAGAUUCCUAUACGACUCUCAGUAAAAAUUUAUCCGCACUCCAGAUAGUUAAAACUUCUGUCGACCGUAUUGAUCCAUCUGCACUCUUCGUAUGACGUCAAUAUCUGUUCAGUGCUGCUGCGCAGGUUUCUUUGUGUUACGUCAAUUCGUUUGUGACCGUUGCGCGAGUAAUGGCGCUUUGCAAUGGUGAUUUGCAGGAAAACAGUGCAGGAUGCUGUGAUUCGUUUCUUGUGGUCGGAGGUUAUGUUUGAUGCCUAUAUUUAUCAAAGAUUUAAUGCACAUUAUGGAGAAAGUGUUUUGUCACGAAGUGUGUUUGAAUGGGCACAAAAGUUCAAAGAAGAUCGCACGAGUGUUAUGAAAAAACAGCUGGACGCCCGUCCACAUCCACGAUGACAACAUUGAACGUGCUCAUGAACUUAUGCUCUAUGGAAUAGACGAGUGACACUGGAUAAUGUGGCAAAUCAUUUGCAAAUCAGCCACGGCUCUGCUUAUGCAAUAGUGCACGACAGAUUUGGGUUUUAAAAAGUUUGUGCGAGAUGGAUGCCGAAAAAGCUGAUGAAAAGGUGAAGACGACGAUGCAUUCGUGGUUCGCAGCUCAGCCCAAAACAUUUUUUAAUGAGAAAAUACGAAGGUCCUUCGGCAAAUGGACAAAGUGUAUACAGAAAUCGAGUGAUUAUGUCAAAAAAUGAUGUAUGUCUUUUUUGACAAUUGCUUAAAAUAAAUUCUACACCGACA
This is a messenger RNA of Bombus huntii, 1692 nucleotides long. Its product is annotated as venom serine protease Bi-VSP-like. Gene Ontology annotation, biological process: proteolysis. The record is from RefSeq and is a predicted model, not a curated record. NCBI's taxonomy places the organism in Eukaryota, Metazoa, Arthropoda, Insecta, Hymenoptera, Apidae. Bases 416 to 982 code for a protein of 188 amino acids. Gene Ontology annotation, molecular function: serine-type endopeptidase activity. The transcript has 5 exons.